This is a messenger RNA of Symsagittifera roscoffensis, 3613 nucleotides long. RefSeq names its product ubiquitin-protein ligase E3B-like. The coding region runs from base 66 to 3404 and encodes 1112 amino acids. Gene Ontology annotation, molecular function: protein binding; ubiquitin protein ligase activity. The record is from RefSeq and is a predicted model, not a curated record. Lineage: Eukaryota; Metazoa; Xenacoelomorpha; Acoela; Convolutidae. Gene Ontology annotation, biological process: ubiquitin-dependent protein catabolic process; protein polyubiquitination. The transcript has 7 exons.
CAUGAGUUUUCCUCUUUUCCUGAAAUCGUUAAUAGCGUAUACAUGACGAAUCAUACAUCAGAAUUAUGGAUCCAAAAAAGGCCAUAGUGGAAAAGUCACGUCAUGCCCGCGAAGAGCGCGCCCUGGCCAAACGCCAAGAGAAAGCGAUUCUUACAGUGCAGUCAUUAGUUCGCAGAUAUCUUGUCAGAUGCAGACUUUGUAGAGAAGUUGAGACAGUUUUGAAUGAAGAGCUAAAAGCAGUUAACGAAGACCCAGAAAAAGAUUUCAAAAGUUGCUUUCAAGCUAUUGAGAGAUACCUAAUUGCGAACCAUUUGAAAAGAGAUGUGAAACAUUUCAACAAGUUUUACUCGAAGUUAUCGAUAAUUUGCAAAUGCAUUACAACUUCAAUUAUGGCCGACUGUUCGCUAAAACACUCGUACGUUGGUCAUGUGUUGCAGAAAGAUUGCGUGAAAACGUGGUCCGCUCAGGUCCAAAGCUUAAUCAAGUUGUCAUUGAUGCAUUGUGAAAAUUUGGAUAUUUCACAGUCGGCCCACAAGGACACCUUUUUGAUCUAUCUGAGGAUGGCACUGCUCCUUACGGAAGUGACUGCGUGGAAGCAAGUCGCUGCUGUCAAACAGUUUCAACUGCUCAAAGUGGGACUUACCAACGUAGCCAAUGUAUUUCUCACCCACUAUCAAUCCAAUGGUGCUAUCCGGAUCCUUGGCAAGAACCUGUUCAAACACUUCGCCUCCGGAACCUCCGCUCAGUUAUCGGAAUUAGUUAUAACUUCAGUGCUGACAAUAUUUAACCGCAUCUUCAAUGUGUGCAAACACUCAAAUGAAGUCAUAGACGAGUAUUGUGUGUUUUUCCUGACAAUUCCAGGAAUCAUAGCGCUUGUCGCUGAUUAUUCAACGCCAUCAAAACUCAUUUUUAAAGAUAGCCUAUCUAUAAAACUACUCAACUACCUAUCUCUUGAAAAGAACCUAAUGUCAGUUGUUUGUACGUUAGAUUUUAAUAAACUACUAUUCAUCUUGGCAAAUUGCAUACAGAUUGGGUACCUUGACCGAGAAACUGUUUUGACCCGGAAAGUUAGGCCGAAUUUUGUAGAUGUGACCUGCUCGAUUUUGAGACACCUGCAAGUGCUAUGCUCAUUUGACAACAAGGCCUCAGGGUCCAAGUACUGGCAUGAGAUAUUUGGAUACAUUCCACAGACAAUAAAUAGAUGCAAUUGUAACCUAAAAGUAGUCAAGCAACAGCUGGCAUGUCUUUGGAAGCCAGAACUAGCCGAGAGUCUUUUCUCAACCCUGAUGGAGGUCAACUCAGUGGCAUCUAAUGUUUUCCAACAGUCCUCGAGCUCAGCAACAACAUCCGGGAAGUCUCCUUCGAGUCAAAUUGUCUCGGAGUCCAGUCUGACUUCUACGAUCACAGCAUCCUCAGUGCCAGCAGUCAAAAGCAAGAGUAAAGCGAGCAAACUUUUUCGCAAAGCUUUUCCAUCUUUAGGAGCCUCAAAAGCGACAUCCAAAUGUCUGGUUAGUCUGGAUUCGUUGGAGAUGUUCCAUGUCUCGGGAGUUUGUAACUUGUACCAAUUGGCUAAAGAUGUUUUGUCACAAUGCAAAGUGGAAAUGCUGUGUGGAAUCACAAGAUUAGAGAACAUUUUACCUCAUAUGUUGCAUUUCAUUCUUCUCUAUGCUUCGAGAGAUGCUGCUAAAUUUUUCACAGACAUUUGUGCCAAGAACAGCAAGGCGAUUAGCAGUGCAAACGGCGAGUUUUAUAAUGCCAUAACUGAUUUACACGAGCGAGCUCUGUCGGUUUUUUCAUUGUUUUGCGAGUGUACAUGGUAUCUUACGACUAUAUUGGACGACAUUGAAGUUUACGAACAGGAUAAAUUGUUCGUUAUGUCGGAUCUGCAGCUGUUGGUUCUAUUCUUAAAUCAGCUGUGUUUCAAUUUAAUAUGGAAUGAAAGCUACGCCAUUAUGCCGACAGUUUUCAAUGGCGUGCAUUCGUUGUUGAUUUUGCUGGUGGAGAGAAAUUACAGGAGACAGUUUCUGCCUCUUGAAUCGCUUCUCAUCAAAGAUAUUAAAACUUGUAACUUCUGGGGUGAAUACGACAAAAACAGACCUCGAGCCAACUAUCUUAUCGAAAAAAUUCCUCACGUGCUACCUCACAAAGAUCGAGUGCUACUUUUCCGACGUCUCGUGAAUGAUGAAAAACUGUCUCUGGGACUAACAGAAAGCACCCGCCAUUACCCGAAGUCAACACUUAUAACGAUACGAAGAAACACGAUUGUCGAAGACGGUUUCGACCAAUUAAGUUCGCUUUCAGACGCCAAUUUCAAAGGCUUAAUUCGAGUUAAGUUUGUAAAUGAACAAGGUCUAAUGGAAGCGGGAAUUGAUCAAGACGGUGUGUUCAAAGAGUUCUUAGAAGAGUCGAUCAGUAAAAUAUUCAACCCAGAGUUGAAUUUAUUCAAGUUGACCGAAGACCAGAAACUUUAUCCGUCGCCGACUUCAAACAUGCAUGAAUUACAUAUUUCCCUGUUCGAGUAUGUCGGCAAGUUGCUGGGCAAAGCGGUCUAUGAGGGAAUUGUGCUGGAGGUUCAGUUCGCGACAUUCUUUCUAACGCAGCUUCUAGGCACACGAGGAGCUCUCUACAGCUGCAUUGAUGAGCUGCCUUCUCUUGACGAGCAGCUGUUCCGCAGUCUGUCAUACAUCAAACACUACGACGGAGAUGUAGCUGACCUCCAGCUGACCUUCUCGUGUGAUGAAGACGAGAUGGGAAGAGUGAAGACGUAUGACCUGAUUCCAGGGGGAAGUUUGGAGCCAGUCACCAACUCGAAUAAGAUACUCUACAUACAUUCCAUGGCAUUGUUCAAGAUGCACACGCAGAUUAAAAAGCAGUCAGUGGCAUUCAACCGGGGCUUCAAAUCAAUCAUCAAGCAGCACUGGAUGGGUAUGUUUAGUGGACCCGAACUGCAGCGACUCAUCUCUGGAGACGAGUGCGACCUAGACAUUACUGAUAUGCGGAACAAUACUAUUUACUACGGUGGAUAUCACAAUCAACACAAGGUGAUCAAGUGGUUCUGGGACAUACUAGAAAAUGAAUUCACCCGUGAAGAGAGGUCACUGCUACUUAAAUUCUGCACCAGCUGUUCCAAACCACCCCUGCUGGGCUUCAGUUAUCUAGAACCCGCCUUUUCUAUCCGAAGAGUUGAACAACCCGAUGACACGGACGAAGGCGAUACUGUCGGCAGUAUAGUCCGAGGAUUUUUCUCGCUCUCGGGAAACAAAAAGGGCGAGAACGUCUCACGACUUCCGACUUCGAGUACAUGUUUUAACUUGUUGAAGUUGCCUCACUACCAGAAACGGACUACUUUAAGGGAUAAACUGAGAUAUGCCGUGCAUAGUCAUGUAGGAUUUGAGUUGUCCUAACUUUGAAUUGGAAAGCAUCCACCGCGCUUAACAAAAUUAUUCAAUCUUAAAAUGUACCACAAGUUUAACCAUUUCGAAAACUAUAAAAAAAAAUUAUUCGUAGCAUUACCAAUAAAAAAUUGAAGCAUGUCAACCAUUUAUAUCCUAAAGCUGUUCUAGUUUAGAGUAGAUUCUUACAUUUUGCUCAAUAAAUACAAAAUUCAAAUAUC